UGAGUCAAAAGCCUUGCUAAAAUCGAAGUAGACCUGAUCAGUUGAUUGACCACUCUCACAGUUCCUCAUUAUGUUGUUGGUGGUAGUAUUGUUAGGUUUCAUAAUGCUAGGACUGAUUCUUAUUUGUGUGCUAAAGGCUCUACUGUACACACCAUCCUAUCAGCUGUUGGUUUGGAACAUGACAACGAACAAAAAGUUUAUUUUAAAAAGAAGAGGGUCCUUCCUGUCCCAAGGCCUCCCCCAGUGUCUGGGGAUUGUUGGUGGCAGCUGGUGAAACAAGAAGAACGUUAUGAUGGUGGUUCUAUUGAAUCAGGAGGAAAGUAUUUAUUGAGACAUUUACCCACUCACAUGUACCUCAUGGCAGGAGACAACUUUAAGUUGACAAUUGGCUCCAUUGAUGAUGUGGAUCCUAAAUAUUACACAUUCACUCUUACUAGUUCAGUGGCAGCUGCUGAUAAAAGUGUAUUAAAAGGUUCAAAUGUUACUUUGAUUCAUGAAGGAAUUGAUGAUAAGAAAAGAUACUUAUAUGUUGAUGAUGGUGACCCUACCUGGUUGACAAAGAUCAGUACUAAAAGAGCUCUGGGUAGCAAAGGACUGAAGGUAACACUGAAAGAGUCAUUACAGGACAAAGUUCAAAAUGAAAAUUCAUUUAAAAUUGAUGAAGUCAGACCAGACCUGGUCCACUGGCAUUAUUACGUUGAAAGUGUUAAAAAUGUUUUAAUGAGAUAUUUACCAAAGCUUCCGGGGACCCAUGGUGACCCUGUGCUAGUGGAGCUGGUCGCUGUACUUAAAGAACUGGUCUGUUGGUUGAAGGUUAAAUCACCUUAUAACUUAAAGACUCGUGGGAAGAUGUUACGCAAUGCACAUGUUAUUGAUUUGCUAGUUGGUUAUAUUUCUAUUGCUGUUGAGUCUGGAGAUGAGGAGAGAGUUAAAUUGCUGCGAGGAGUUUCCGAAGUUUUGAGACAGUUUUUGUUAAUUAAGAGUCAUCACUCGCACUUUUAUAUGGCAAAAGAAGCAUUUAUGAAAAUAUACUUUAAUAAGCUUGGACAAGGCCUUGGUGUUGAAAGUUUCCUCAUUGCAUUAGUAAAAGAUGAAAGUGAAAUUGCCAAGGACCUGGUAAAGUUUUGCUUUAAGAUCCUCAGGGACUCCACCCCCACUUUAAAAAUACACCUGGACACUGCUUCAUUGGAGCUACUCUCCACCCUUUGCUUUGUUGAUGGACAUCCUGAAGAAGCCUUACAAGAUUUGAUUUGUGAAGAAGUUAUUACGAAGGAUCUGGGUGUUUUUUAUCACACUCGUUUGGAUGAGGGCGCUAAUGUUAUUCAUUAUUCAAAGAACCGAUUAGCCAGUACUGAUGACAAAACACUCACUGAACUCUGCUCUAAUAAAGUUAACGACAACAAUGAACGUCUUAAUUUUUUUGUUGCUCAAAUUUUCCUAUUCAGUAACGUCUGUAAGGGUGUUAAUGUGUCAGCCAUUAAGACCGUCUCCAGUUGGUUCCCGUUCCAAGAGGCUCUGGUUGUCCUUGAUAAAGAGAAACUGGGUGGGGCCAUUCAUUCAAAAGUGAAGUCAGCUUACCUCCAGCUGGUACUGGCAGUCUAUCUUGAUGAGGUCAUUCAUAACAGUGGAGUCGACAUUGACGGCAUCUGGCACUGCUUC
Molecule: messenger RNA, 1659 nt
Organism: Amphimedon queenslandica
Lineage: Eukaryota; Metazoa; Porifera; Demospongiae; Haplosclerida; Niphatidae
Exons: 18
Biological process (GO): calcium ion transport
Source: RefSeq, a predicted model, not a curated record